CGGCCCCCCGACCUCCGUGUGUCGGGGCGAGCAGCGGGGCCUUGCGGAGCCUGAAGAGACAAGGACGACCCUCCAGCCCAGCCCCGCUCCCCCGCCGCCGCCAUGGCCAUGAGGCAGACGCCGCUCACCUGCUCGGGCCACACGCGGCCUGUGGUGGAUCUGGCCUUCAGCAGCAUCACACCUUAUGGCUAUUUCUUAAUCAGCGCUUGCAAAGAUGGUAAGCCUAUGGUACGCCAAGGAGAUACCGGAGACUGGAUUGGAACAUUUUUGGGUCACAAAGGUGCUGUUUGGGGUGCAACGUUGAAUAAGGAUGCCACCAAAGCAGCCACAGCCGCUGCGGAUUUCACAGCCAAAGUGUGGGAUGCUGUUUCAGGAGAUGAAUUGGUGACCUUGGCACAUAAACACAUUGUCAAGACUGUGGAUUUCACAGAGGAUAGUAAUUAUUUGUUAACUGGUGGACAGGAUAAACUGUUACGCAUAUAUGAUUUGAACAAACCUGAAGCAGAACCUAAGGAAAUCAGUGGUCACACUUCUGGUAUUAAAAAGGCUUUGUGGUGCAGUGAGGAUAAACAGAUUCUUUCAGCUGAUGAUAAGACUGUUCGCCUUUGGGAUCAUGCUACUAUGACAGAAGUGAAAUCUCUAAAUUUUAAUAUGUCUGUUAGUAGUAUGGAGUAUAUUCCUGAAGGAGAGAUCUUGGUUAUAACUUAUGGACGAUCUAUUGCUUUUCAUAGUGCAGUAAGUUUGGACCCAAUUAAAUCCUUCGAAGCUCCUGCAACUAUCAAUUCUGCAUCUCUUCAUCGUGAGAAAGAGUUUCUUGUUGCAGGUGGUGAAGAUUUUAAACUUUAUAAGUAUGAUUAUAAUAGUGGAAAAGAGUUAGAAUCUUACAAAGGACACUUUGGUCCUAUUCACUGUGUGAGAUUUAGUCCUGAUGGAGAGCUUUAUGCCAGUGGCUCUGAAGAUGGAACACUGAGGCUGUGGCAAACUGUAGUAGGAAAAACAUACGGCCUUUGGAAAUGUGUGCUUCCUGAAGACGACAGCGGAGAGUUGGCCAAGCCCAAGAUCAAUUUCCCAGAGACAGCGGAAGAGGAGCUAGAAGAAAUUACCACAGAGAAUUCAGAUUCCAUCUAUUCUUCAACUCCUGAAGUUAAGGCCUGAGCAUGAAGCAUUUACCACAGAUAAUAAACAACAUAUGGACU
Messenger RNA from Ochotona princeps (American pika), 1196 nucleotides. Its product is annotated as serine-threonine kinase receptor-associated protein-like. Gene Ontology annotation, biological process: spliceosomal snRNP assembly. Gene Ontology annotation, cellular component: SMN complex. The record is from RefSeq and is a predicted model, not a curated record. NCBI's taxonomy places the organism in Eukaryota, Metazoa, Chordata, Mammalia, Lagomorpha, Ochotonidae. Gene Ontology annotation, molecular function: protein binding; RNA binding. The transcript has a single exon. The coding region runs from base 103 to 1155 and encodes 350 amino acids.